Messenger RNA from Notodromas monacha, 4789 nucleotides. The record is from the annotation of a GenBank genome assembly. NCBI's taxonomy places the organism in Eukaryota, Metazoa, Arthropoda, Ostracoda, Podocopida, Cyprididae.
UUCAUGCAGGUGUAAUAGUGAUGUUGGAGUAAUGUGGGAUGUUGUGAGGACGAUGAAACCGACGCGCAGACAUUGAACUGACACGCAUGUGCCUCAAGUCACGCGUCUCUCCGUGAUAGGAGCAUGGGGAUCUUAAUGAGUGUGUGAAAAAUGUCAUCCACUUGGAGCGGCUGAUAGGAUCGUGGAAGGCUCUGUGAUAAUCCGGCCAGAGUGCCUCACGGAUUGGUAUUUUGGACCUGACUGUGUGUUGGUGUUGCGGUCGCAUGGCACACCGUUAACGCCGAGAAGCUUGGGCCAGAACUUAUGGAGGGCUACGCGGCUGAUUCCAGUAGUGGAAGCACCGAACCUGCAACGUUCGCAUUCCAUUUCGGUGUCGCCGCGACGUGCUGUCGUUGUAUCGAUGCGGUCGUGUCUGUGACAUGCCUAUGAGCCUGGCCGCAGGUUCUUCGGCAUUCGAUUAAUGACGGUCUAGUGGCGGAUCAGGACUAAACCUGUGAAUCACGAAUGAUAUGGGCUGUUUUGGAAGCACUGGGACUGACAGUGCCCAUGAUCACAAAAAGCAAGCCGCGCAGAAUCGGAAAAUUAAUGAGCAAAUUCAGAAAGAUAAGCGGAUUUUCCGAGCUACCCACAGACUUCUACUUCUCGGUGCUGGCGAGUCUGGGAAGAGCACGAUCGUGAAGCAAAUGAGAAUUCUCCACGUGAAUGGAUUCAGCGAAGAGGAGAAGCGACAAAAGGUCGAUCAUAUCAAGAAAAACGUUCGCGACGCUAUUUUGACGAUAACUGGUGCGAUGAAUGUGCUUUCCCCGCCGAUAUCCCUGGAGAAGCAAGCGAACCAGUGGAGAGUGGAUUACAUUCAAGAUGUGGCAUCGCAGCCCAAUUUCAACUACCCUUCCGAGUUCUAUGAGCACUGCGAGGAGCUUUGGAAAGACAAAGGAGUGCAAGCCUGUUACGAACGCUCGAACGAGUAUCAGUUGAUAGACUGUGCCAAGUAUUUCCUGGACAAAGUGAAGGUAAUAAAGGAAAGUGAUUACACGCCGACGGAGCAGGAUAUCCUGAGAUGUCGUGUCCUCACGUCCGGAAUAUUCGAAACAAAGUUUCAAGUGGAUAAAGUCAAUUUCCACAUGUUCGAUGUCGGUGGUCAACGAGAUGAAAGGCGGAAAUGGAUUCAGUGCUUCAACGAUGUGACAGCAAUUAUUUUUGUAACGGCUUGCUCCUCUUACAACAUGGUGCUGAGAGAGGAUCCGAAUCAGAACCGACUCCGAGAAUCUCUGGAACUCUUCAAAAGCAUUUGGAAUAACAGGUGGCUGCGCACCAUCUCUGUGAUUCUGUUCUUGAAUAAACAAGAUAUUUUGGCUGAGAAAGUGAUCGCUGGGAAGUCUCGAUUAGACGAAUAUUUCCCAGAUUUUUCUUCCUACCGGACGCCUCAGGAUGCUCCGUUGGAACCUUCUGACAACCCGGAAGUAGUACGCGCCAAGUACUUCAUCCGUGAUGAGUUCCUUCGAAUAAGUACAUCCAGUGGCAAUGGGCGUCAUUAUUGUUAUCCUCAUUUUACAUGUGCUGUGGACACUGAGAACAUUCGACGUGUGUUCAAUGAUUGUCGAGACAUUAUCCAGAGGAUGCACCUUCGUCAGUACGAGCUGUUGUGAUGGAUGUCUUUUCUGCGUAGGCUCUGGCUUGGCCAAGGAUUUUGUUUGGAACUGGAUUGAGAAUUUUUUUGGGUUUGGGAAAGUGAAAAAUCAGCCACAGAGGGCUGGAGAGAGCCCUAAAGGUAUCCAUGGUUUGCCAUGCGAGACGAUGCUGAGGAAAUUUAAUGCCAUUGACGAAUAUUUCGCGUAAUAUUGAUGUGUUGGAAGUGCGCGAGUAGCGCCUUGGCGGGAUUGGCGAUCUUCUUGGCAAGGGAAUUUCACAGAGCGGGGCGAGUGAAGGCAGUGAGAAUCGCAAGAGAAGCAAUCGGAAAUCCAUGAAAUCGAAAGCCCAAGCCAGUAACCUGUGCUGAGGAGUCGGAUGAAGCGUGUGUGUCCGUCGGGAGUAAAAAAAUUGUGUGAUUGCAGUCGGUGCGUGGAUUUCUACGGAGCAGUCUUCAGGCCCCAUUUCAUCACGAGCGUUACGCGUUUUGAUUUAGUCGCACGCCGAUUCCUAGCCCUUCUCCCGUGCUGAAGUUGCUGGGAUUUUUGCUUUCAACUUGGGGUUGUCACCUUGACUUCGCAAGUUCUUUUUUUUCUUUUCGAUUACGAGCUGUGCUCACCGUUUCUCGACACGCUGUGUGAAUGUCUAUGAUCGUGCCAUUUUUUGUGGGGUUCUCGCCGAGAGAGGUUCAAAACGUGGUUUAGAAGUUCGGAACAUUUCCGUUAUCUCCUACGGAUCUAACUACAAUUUCAAGGAACUUUCAAGUCUAAUUUAAAAAUCAAAUCCUUUGAUUCCUCAUAAAGAUCAUUUAUUUUUUCUCUUGGCUUUUAUGCUGAGCAUUUUGCAUCGGAAAGCUUUUGGGUUUGCUUGUUGGAGGUGCACAUAUUCAGUUAAAAGCGAAUUUCGUCUUGUAUUUUAUUUAUUAUUUUUGAUCAAACGGAGUGGACUCCUAACGCUAGAUUCAGUUCAAAGUUCAGUGUUCCAUUGAAAGUCAAAGUUUGCUUGCCUUCUUUGCGAUAUAGUCUUGACAGCAAGCGUUUGCUUCCAUGAAAUCCGUAUUGCCGGCCCUCAUUUCUUCUUCUCAAUUUUCUCCCGGUGUUCGCAGUUAUAUAUUCAUCUCUUGCUGGGGGCCAAGAAUUCCCGCAAUCUUUUCAUAAGUUCGGAUUUUUCCGAGUUUUGUUUUCAUUUGCCUUUGAUGGGGCCUUAAACACCUGCCUUUUCCUAUUGUAUAGAGAGAAUCUGAUGAAUGCGACUUUUCUUCUAAUAAAUUCGUCGAACUCGAUGGCAUGGAGUUCAGAAAGGAGAGGUUUUCCGCGUUGAUGGGAGUUUUACUUAUCGAAACUUGGCCCCUGUUCCCUAGCAUUUCGUCGGAUUUGAAUCAUGCUGCUGUUAAACGCUUCUUUGGGGCGCGUUCUUUUACUGCUGUGCCGGGUUUGAUCCCAUCGUUAAAGAUAUGAUUCUUGCCCAAAAAUCUUGCCCAAAUCGGAGAAACAUCAUCCUUGUUGCGUUUGAAUCUUCUCGAUGAUCUAAUGAAAACCUCUGCUUCAAGUAGUUCUCCGUGGCUAAUGCAGGGAACCGAAAGAUUGUCAGGAAGUAGCAGUUGUUGCGUUUUUGUUCGUAUUUUGGUGCAAUGGAGGGUUGACCCGGCAGAUGAACACCAGCAUUAAUGUGAUCAUCGUUCGCAGAAAUAUUCACGAAGUUUAAUUGCUGUGGAUCCCACAGAAUGAAGCUCAACCGUAAUGAAAGCAGUUUAUUUUUAAUGCAGUAAUUACCGCAAUGUUUUAAAAUGCCUACAGCCCCUAGGGCUUCGACCCAGUGAUACCCAGAACGAAAGCAUUUUGAAAUGGAAUCUGGUCGCGAUUCGAGCCAUUGUGUAUUUCGUCGAUGUUCGAAGGCAUUGUGUCAUGCCGCGCUGUAGUUGAAUUUCAUACUGCUGCAAAGGCUUGCAUGAUAAUAAUCUUUCUUGAGUUCUUAGCAUUCAUUCCCGCCAGAUUCUUUCGGUACUAGCCAUAAUAUGAAAAAUUUUGAAGUGUGGGAAACUGCGUAUGAAGCACCUUCUGCUUUGUGUAAAGUGCGCUGACCUGAGGACUGUGAUACGUAGUUGCGUGUACCAGUGUAUAUCAUUUCGCUCCAGGCCCAUGAUCAUGCAAACGUAGCUCCCGUACCUACCAAGAGCCUGUGGUCUACGUUUGUAGGCUGGAGUGACGUUGGAACAUUGUCGUGACCGCCGAUGCAAAAGCUGCGCUUUGUAGCAACCGGGAAAUGGAAUAGAACUAAGUCAGGCUGGGGCGCAUCUGUGAAUGAAUUGCGCCAGUAGAAAAGCUACUCUUUGUCUUCAAUGUCCUGUCACGACACCUCCUGACAUUGUCCACCUUAUUUUUUUUAUGGACUACUUCUUUGCACAAGUGCUUUUAAUUUCAUUGGAAGCUGCCAGUUACUAGUUAAGUUCAGCUCUUGGUAGAAUUUGCCAGGGUGACAGAAUUUUUGUUGGGAUUUCUACCAGUCAGCUGUAUUUCUACCAGUCAAAGUCGCAGGAAUCGUUUUCUAAUUGUUUAAUUCAUAGUCAUCCUGUGGCCUUCAUUAUUCAAAUGUUUGUCAAAAGUGUGGUUUCAUUCUCGGGCCAAAUCUGCGUGAUCCUGGUCCCGGCUGAAAGCUGAAAUUGAUCUGUGUUUUUCUGCGGAAUGCCCUCAUUUGUUAGGUCGCGGUGGGAUUCGGUCUAUUCCGAGCUGAAAAUCGUCAUGUAGACCAUGUCAAGAUUGACUUCUAUGUUGCGAUCCUGCCUCCUAUUCCAUAUCUGCGCAUUUUUAGUCAGCACUGAGGCAUUUUUGUAUGAAGUGGGGUUUGCUUUCCUCAGGCCGUUUUUGUUGACCCUCUGAAGGAAGUAUUUGCUCCCUAGCCUGUCUGUGUGGAUGAUGUUCCCUUUUGAAGAGCUGAAGUGAAUUUUUCGGCGAAUCCUCACAAUGAUGCAAGGAAUGCAUGGAUAAUUUCAGUUAUCUCUCCGGUUCAUUUUGAUGCGUCUUCUUUUGUAUGACUCAGCUGCUUUUUCCGUGUUGGAUUUCAUUCUGAAAAGUGGUUUGGAAGGUGGAAGAAAGCAGGUUCGACUGCCCUUCUUGCAAAAAAUUUUUAAUGGAAGGAAAUAAUAAAGCAACUUCAUGUAAUAACA